This is a messenger RNA of Kogia breviceps (pygmy sperm whale), 4143 nucleotides long. RefSeq names its product solute carrier organic anion transporter family member 2B1 (gene SLCO2B1). Gene Ontology annotation, cellular component: plasma membrane. Gene Ontology annotation, biological process: transmembrane transport; sodium-independent organic anion transport. The record is from RefSeq and is a predicted model, not a curated record. Gene Ontology annotation, molecular function: protein binding. Lineage: Eukaryota; Metazoa; Chordata; Mammalia; Artiodactyla; Physeteridae.
UAGGCACUUGGAGAGUGGGGUCAAGUUUGAGCAGAACUUCCUAACCCACUUGGAAGAGGUGGCUGCUGUCCACUGUGGCCCAAAAAGCAUCGAUCGACCCAGUGCCUGGAGUCCCCACGUUGGAGCAUCCCUGCUGUGGUUCCCUGGCUGCUGUCUACAGAAGCCCCAGAUAAGUUCUCACUCUCUCUCUCCCACUAAGCUCCAGUCCUGAGAUUGAAAUAGGGGCUGAAGCUCACUGCGCCCCAGAAAUCAUGGGACCCAGGAUAGGGCCAAUUGGUGAGGAGCUCCAGGUGCCAGACAAGGACACCAAAGCCAUGGUGGGCACAGAAGACACACCUGGAGGCAAAGCCAGGCCAAAUCCUCAAGAUUUGCGGCCAAGUGUGUUUCACAGCAUCAAGUUCUUCGUGCUGUGCCACAGCCUGCUGCAGCUGGCGCAGCUCAUGAUCUCCGGCUACCUCAAGAGCUCCAUCUCCACGGUGGAGAAGCGCUUCGGCCUCUCCAGUCAGACCUCGGGGCUGCUGGCCGCCUUCAACGAGGUGGGGAACACAGCCCUGAUCGUGUUUGUGAGCUAUUUUGGCAGCCGGGUACAUCGGCCCCGCCUGAUCGGCUAUGGAGCUAUCCUUGUGACCCUGGCGGGCGUGCUCAUGACUGUCCCACACUUCAUCUCAGAGCCGUACCACUACGACCACACUAGCCCCGCAGACAUGCCACAGGACUUUGAGGCCUCCCUGUGCCUGCCCACCACUGAGGCCCCAACCUCAGCCCCGGCCCCAUCCAACAGCAGCUGCUCAGGCUACACAGAGGUCCAGCAUCUGGCCGUGGUGGGGAUAAUGUUCACGGCCCAGACCUUGCUCGGCGUGGGCGGGGUGCCCAUUCAGCCCUUUGGCAUCUCCUACAUUGAUGACUUUGCCCACAACAGCAACUCACCCCUCUACCUCGGGAUCCUGUUUGCAGUGACCAUGAUGGGGCCAGGCAUGGCCUAUGGGCUGGGCAGCCUCAUGCUGCGCCUUUAUGUGGACAUUGAUCGAAUGCCGGAAGGUGGCAUCAGCCUGACCUCAAAGGACCCCCGAUGGGUGGGUGCCUGGUGGUUGGGCUUUCUCAUCUCCGCUGGCACGGUGGCCCUGGCUGCCAUCCCCUACUUCUUCUUCCCCAAGGAGAUGCCCAAGGAGAAGCGUGAGCUUCGCUUCCGGCGAAAGGUCUUGGCAGUUUCAGACCCACCUGUCAGCAAAGGUGAGGACUCCUCCUCUGAGUGGAGCCCUGGGGAGUACCCAGAGAAGAAGGAUGGCCUAGCCCAGAUUGCCCCAGACUUGACUGUGACCCAGUUUAUCAAAGUCUUUCCCAGGGUGAUGCUGCGGACCCUGCGCCACCCCAUCUUCCUGCUGGUGGUCCUGUCCCAGGUGUGCAUGUCGUCCAUGGUGGCAGGCAUGGCCACCUUCCUGCCCAAGUUCCUGGAGCGCCAGUUCUCCGUCACAGCGUCCUAUGCCAACCUGCUCAUAGGCUGCCUCACCAUCCCGUUGGCCAUCGUGGGCAUAGUGGUGGGGGGCAUCCUGGUCAAGCGCCUCCGCCUGGGCCCCAUGCACUGCGGCACGCUUUGCCUGCUGGGGGCUCUGUUCUGCCUGCUUCUCAGCACGCCCCUCUUCUUCAUGGGCUGCUCUACCCACCAGAUUGCAGGCAUCAACCACCAGCCUGGUGCCCAGCCUGGGCUGGAGCUAUUUCCAGGCUGCAUGGAGCCCUGCUCCUGCCCGUCAGACGACUUUAACCCCAUCUGUGACUCCAGCGCUCGUGUGGAGUACCUCACGCCCUGCCACGCAGGCUGCACAAGCCGGGUAGUCCACGAGGCUCCGGACAAAGGCCAGGUCUUCUACACCAACUGCAGCUGCGUGGUAGGGGGCGGCCCUGUGCCAGCAGGCUCCUGUGACUCAGCCUGCAGCCAUCUGGUGCUGCCCUUCAUGAUCCUGGUCAGCCUGGGUGCAGCACUGGCGAGUGUCACCCACACACCCUCCUUCAUGCUCAUCCUAAGGGGAGUGAAGAAAGAAGACAAGACUCUGGCUGUGGGGAUCCAGUUCAUGGUCCUGAGAGUUUUGGCCUGGAUGCCCAGCCCCGUGAUCCACGGCAGUGCCAUUGACACCACCUGUGUGUACUGGGCCCAGAGUUGUGGACGUCGGGCCGUCUGCCACUACUAUGACCACGACCUGCUUCGAAACCGGUUCAUCGGCCUCCAGUUCUUCUUCAAGACAGGCUCUCUGGCCUGUUUCGCCUUGAUUUUGGCCAUCCUAAGGCAGCAGGACAAAGAGGAGGGGACCAAGGCAACCAUACCCAACUCUGGCCUACAGCAGCAGCUGUUAGCGUCAGGAGAAAAGAAGGAGCCGGAGGAAUCCAGAGUGUGAGCUCUCCCAGGGCCCCAUUCUGGCCAGGAGUGGCAGCCAUGGCGAGUAACUCCUCUGGGCCCUUUGCCUGAGAUUGGGGGUUGGGAGCCCUGUUUUCCAAUUAUGAGUCCGCCACUAACUUGCUACGUGGCUUUGAGCAAGCCACUGACCCUUUCUGGGCCUUUGUUUGCUCACCUGAACCAAAGAGUUACUUGCGGGUUUGUUGUGUUGGCCACUUCUGAAGCUUGAGGGUCUUCCCCCUCUUCUCCCCCAGCCAUGCGGGCUGACCUGAAACCAGACUUUCCUGGGUGGAAGGACUGCAUAUCUUUCCCCCAGAACCCGAGGAUAGAGAAGUGGACAAAAGUAGGCCAGGCUGCCCCGCAUACUGGGUCCUGGCCCUGCUCUGCUGCUCACCUGGAACACCCUCUCUGAGCCUCAGCCUCCUGCCUCCAUCUCUGUCAGGUGGAAAUGAACUUGACAGCUUUCAGGCCCCUUCAGCUGUGACCAUCUGUGUGGCCAGGACAGACUCAGGUCUCCUCCCCAGCCCCGCUCAGCCUGGACUUGGGGCCAGUACAGCCUCUGUUGAGAAGUGUCCAUUUGGCGCCCCCUGGAGGCAGAGCCCUGAGCUUUGGGGAGACGCCCUGGGGAGGGAACUGGUCCCACUCAGAACAUCCAGGCUAGGCAGGGCCUUCAGGAAACCUGGUGUGAGGGACCCAGGGGCCUUGGCUGUGCAGGGAGACUCACUCUCUGGAGUCAGGAAAUGCCAGCCCUGCCCUCAGGCAGCCACAGUCUGGGUGAGGCCUAUUCUCUGCCAGGUGGAGAGGAGGACCCAGGUCCCACAUUGGGGCAUUUCCUAAUUUCAAAGACCAAAUGCACUCAGCAUAGACUCACUGGUACCCGUGCACUGCCAAGAUUUCACACAUUUGACCUGGGCCCACCAAAGCCACUUUGACUUUUGUGACUAGAAUCCUAAUUUCACCAUUUCCUCCCAGGUGCCUGAUUCUAUGUCACCUGGGGUUGUGUAGACAAUGUCUGGUUCUGUGACACCCACAUUUUGGGGUAACAUCUGGUUCUCUGUAAUGCCUGGGUUGGCGUAAGAACCUGUUCUUUUUGAUGCCCAGGCUUGUGAUCUGGAAGCAAUAAUGCGUGGCUCUGUGUAAUAAGUGGGUCUGCGGGAUACUUGGGUCUGAACAGACAAGUCCUUGUCUGUGUCAGGCCUUGUCUUGCCUUGUCUUGUUUUAUGGCUAGUCUUAUCUGGCCUGAUUAUCUCCCUGGGACGGGAAGAGAGUUUCCCAAUCUGCUUCCAGCCCAAUCUGGUUGCUUGGGAGGCAAGAGACAGGGAGUCAUCAGAAGGAGCUUCCCAAAUCCGUGUCCAGCCCUGUACUGUGUGUGGGCCAGGGGAGAAGCUGGGGGUUUGGGGGCACAUGUGGCUCUGGCCCUCUGUGCAGCUCUCAGUGGCAGGGCUUUGAGGCUAUGCCACAUGAAAGAAGAGGGAGGUACAAAAGUUCUAAUUCCCAUUUUUGUUCUGCUGGUUGAUACCUUUAAAUGUCUAACAAAUAUCUGAGCCUGUAUUUAUCAGUGCCAAGAAUUUCAGAGUCUCUUCCAAAAAGAUGAGGCUGUUUGUAUGUUCAUAAUUCUCCUCCUUCCCUGUCAUUUCCCAGGUUUUGCAGAAAUAAUCUGGAAUUAUAGAUGUAGCUUACUAUUAAAUUUGUUCUUGCAUAAUGUGUCUUCUGUUACAAAAAUCCUUUCUUCGAAACUGUAUUAAGGUUUGCAACAA